UUAAAAAACACGCUCAGCUGCCUGUUGAGACGGUGUAUGCGUCGGUACUGAGCACAAAUGAUGUGCACUAGUCUGGCGGAGGUUCGCAUGACCCGGAUGUGACGUCGCGUCACCGGCAAAGGCAAACAGCGCACGAGAGCUUGAGGUCACGCGUGUAAAAUCGGUUGACAUUAAUCUGCAAUAAGUUAUUGGAUCGCGCGGACUGAUCGGUCGUCAUGGUGUUCCUCACGCUCUCCUGCUGGAUCCGGAACCGCGGACCGGACCGAUACUGGAAAGUGCAGGAGCUUCUGAAGAACGCGCGGCAUUUCCGCGGCAGGAAGAACCGCUGCUACAGUCUGGCGGUGCGCGCCGUCCGCAGGGCGUUUGUCUACGCCAGCAAAGCACGGAAAGCCAAACGACGCAGUAUGAGACAGCUGUGGAUCCAGCGCAUCGCCGCGGCCACCAGAGAGCACCACAUGAAGUACCCGGCGCUCAUACACAACCUGCUGAAGUGCAGCGUUCAGCUGAACAGACGCGUGUUGUGCGACCUGUCCGUCACCGAGCCGCGGUCGUUCCGGGCGCUCGCCGCACUGGCCCACGCGCGCCGGACCGAGGGGCUCAGAGCCGCGCUGGGCGACGGGAGCGAACCGCCGGGCGUUUUCUCACGCAUCACACAGCUGCAGUGAAUCACCCCGCCCUGAACCUCCGCCAGCCAAUCACAGCGCAGCUGACCAUGUGACCUCAGAUGGCUGCUGAGUGCCUGUCUGGAUCGGUUCCUGUAAAUAAGUGUCAUUUGUGUGUGUGUUUAUGAUGUCAAUAAAACAUUUUCCUAUUUAAUGAGA
Labeo rohita (rohu) is the source of this 821-nucleotide messenger RNA. RefSeq names its product mitochondrial ribosomal protein L20 (gene mrpl20). The coding region runs from base 216 to 665 and encodes 149 amino acids. Gene Ontology annotation, molecular function: rRNA binding; structural constituent of ribosome. Gene Ontology annotation, biological process: ribosomal large subunit assembly; translation. Gene Ontology annotation, cellular component: ribosome. NCBI's taxonomy places the organism in Eukaryota, Metazoa, Chordata, Actinopteri, Cypriniformes, Cyprinidae. The transcript has 5 exons. The record is from RefSeq and is a predicted model, not a curated record.